UGUGGGCAGUGGGCACACGCGUUUAGUGCAGUUUUAUAUUUGGUGAAAGAUUGUUUUUUUGUUUUUUUUUCUUUACAAAAGAAUCACAACAAAAUCUCGUGGAGGUCGAGUGUCAAACAUUGGUUCGAAGAAGAGUAAACUGUGUCAAAUGUCACUCAGUGGUUUCGUCGAGUUUUUUCAAAAGGGAAAGACCUUUCGCCCAAAGAAGAAGCUGGCCCAAGGUACCAUGAGGUACUCGCUUUACAAACAAGCCCAGGCGUCUCUCAAUUCUGGAAUAAAUUUGCGCAACGUCGUGAAAUUGCCACCGGGAGAAGAUCUGAACGACUGGAUCGCGGUACACGUUGUGGAUUUCUUCAAUAGAAUUAAUCUCAUUUAUGGUACAAUAUGUGAGUUUUGUGACUCAACUUCCUGUCCAACAAUGAGCGGUGGUUCCCGCUUUGAAUACUUAUGGGCAGACGGUGACAAGUAUAAGAAACCAACGGCACUGUCCGCACCGCAGUACGUGUCUUUAUUAAUGGAUUGGGUCGAGACUCAAAUUAACAACGAGGCUCUCUUCCCCGUGUCAACAGAUGUUCCGUUUCCCAAGACUUUUAUACCGCUAUGUCGAAAAAUACUGACACGAUUGUUCAGAGUGUUUGUUCAUGUCUAUAUUCAUCAUUUCGACAGAAUAAUACUCAUUGGAGCCGAACCUCACGUCAACACGUGUUAUAAACACUUUUACUAUUUCAUCACGGAAUUUAAUUUAAUAAGUCAUAAGGAAUUGGAGCCACUAGCCGAAAUGACCCAAAAAGUGUGUAAAGACGCGGUACCAUCGAAAUCGAGAAGAUAGUCGUUUCGCUUGCAUUUCUCUGAUGCGUCUCGUUGAUAGAUAGGAUAGAUAAUUGAUAUCGAAUCUCUCUUACAAAUGUACAUAGAUGCGAGCAUUUACAAAUUUAUUGACUGCCGUAGGAUUUGUUGUUUUGUUACCUGUAUAAGGUUUGGCAAUUUUUUUCAACGUUAUUUACAAGUAUUUUUUUUAGAUCUAUUUGUAAAUUUUUGAUAUUAGAUACUACUAGAUAUUAGGUAUUACUAUC
Messenger RNA from Copidosoma floridanum, 1073 nucleotides. It is a transcript of the gene Mob3, whose product is annotated as MOB kinase activator 3. NCBI's taxonomy places the organism in Eukaryota, Metazoa, Arthropoda, Insecta, Hymenoptera, Encyrtidae. The record is from RefSeq and is a predicted model, not a curated record.